AUGUGCAUAUGCAAUCCCGGUUGGACGGGAAAAGACUGUGGUAGCCAAAUUACUCUAAACGGUUGGUCUCCUUGGACUGCCUGGAGCCUCUGUGAUCCGCCCUGCCAGUCAACGCAUAGCUUUGCGUGUGAAGAUAGCUCGCCGUCAGAAGAAGCUAUACUGCCCAUUGCCUCGCUGCCGGGCAAGCGAGAACGAGUCGAGAAAACUACAGAGCAAAGCUACUUCAGUCCGAUCCACUUCAACCGUCCGAUUAGGAUUCCAGGCUUGCGAUACAGGCAGCGAAAGCGCUUCUGCUUCGACUCAGCGAGUGACUGUUGGAGGCCGGAAAGGCUGGAGACCAGUUGGUACAAUAGGUCUGUUUUUGUGGAGACUGAGCAACGCAUUUGUCGGCCACGACCCUGCGAUCGCUACCUGAGGGUCAGUCAUGCAGGCUCAGGACAGAAGAGACGGGCGACUAAAUCGGCCUCAAUUGAGGUAUGA
Messenger RNA from Protopolystoma xenopodis, 480 nucleotides. NCBI's taxonomy places the organism in Eukaryota, Metazoa, Platyhelminthes, Monogenea, Polystomatidea, Polystomatidae. The record is from the annotation of a GenBank genome assembly.